AUGAUUGAUACUUACCACAACGCACCGUCUCCAUAUUGCAUCAGCGCAGUACUGAUUAUUCAGUCACACACUCCCCCUCCUCCGUUUCACAAGGGUGAAAUCUUUCAACAAGAUAGACCACAUCGUUCUCUUUCUCCCCUAGAGCUAUGUCUCCAAAACCCCCUUUUGCCAGGAUCUGACUGUCACAACUUUGCCAAUAUUUGUUUGAUCAAGGGGCUUCAAACUGGCGCUCAUAAAAGGUCCCAGGUUUUUGUUGUAAGAUGUGUGGAUGACUUUCAUUCGUCAGGUCUAUCGACAGAUCAGGACAUGAUCGCCAAGUUCUAUGACCCUCUCUACCACGACCGUGACGAUGGCAAUCCUUUCCGGGCAGCUGACUAUGAUUACUCGCACGAGUGUGCCUCUUAUAAGCGUUUGUCAGAACUACAAGGCUCUGCUAUUCCCCAGUUCUUCGGCUCCUACACAUUCAAAACAGAGAUCGAUGGGCAUCCUCGCCAGGUUCGUUUGAUAUUGAUUGAACGAGUCAAUGGUCUGCCCAUGAGUCGUCUAGAGCCCAAGAGAUUCUCAACAGAGGAGCGCCAGGAUAUUAUGAAACAGAUUGUUGAAGCAGAGUCUGCACUUUACGCCAAGGAUGUUUUCCAUGAAGACUUGUGUCCACGCAAUAUCUUGAUUGAAUGGAGUGGGCUGGAAAGAGUAAGGGUCGUCAUUAUUGACUUCGGAAAGUCUGUUAUUGGACGGUCACGCAAUCCUUCGAACAGUGAAGAAGAGAGUCAAUGGUUUCCUGGCGUCCCAAUCAGUCCACUACUUAGAUGGAACAUCUAUUAUGGAUAUCCUAACAGCUUUGAAGAUUGGAUUGACUGGUCGUGGCAGGAAUGGCUUGAGUUUCAGUACAAGGAGACUGAAUCCGCGAUCACAGAUGAGCAACGGCAGAUGUGGCCAGUGUAUGACUGGAUGCUGGAGAUUGGACCACCUUCAUGA
Molecule: messenger RNA, 975 nt
Organism: Aspergillus niger
Lineage: Eukaryota; Fungi; Ascomycota; Eurotiomycetes; Eurotiales; Aspergillaceae
Exons: 1
Coding region: 1-975 (324 amino acids)
Biological process (GO): protein phosphorylation
Molecular function (GO): protein kinase activity; ATP binding
Source: RefSeq, a predicted model, not a curated record